Molecule: messenger RNA, 1244 nt
Organism: Cryptomeria japonica (Japanese cedar)
Lineage: Eukaryota; Viridiplantae; Streptophyta; Pinopsida; Cupressales; Cupressaceae
Product: photosynthetic NDH subunit of lumenal location 4, chloroplastic
Exons: 5
Coding region: 151-822 (223 amino acids)
Cellular component (GO): chloroplast
Molecular function (GO): peptidyl-prolyl cis-trans isomerase activity
Source: RefSeq, a predicted model, not a curated record
AGUUGGGGUGUUCACCACAAGAGUAGUCUUGGCAAUCUAAUGGGUGGAUAAUGGAUCAACCCACUUGGGUUAUAGAAUUUAAACCUGAACGGAUAUUUGAAAUAAUUGCCACAGUUUUUCUUAUCUCGAGCCACAUCGAAAUUCAAUGCAAUGGCGGCUGCAUCAAUCCUCCCUCUUACCCAGAGACCAAUCUUUGACAGAGCUUUCCCCUCGGCCGAGCGCCCUGUGCGCUUGAAAUGCAGGCAGUCCGAUGUCUGCAGGCUGGAAAAACUAUCACCAGAUGGAGGGAUUGUAUUCGACCCUGUCACCUCAGAGUGCACAAGACCUCACCCUGUUAACUCCAGAAGAAGGUUUGUUGAAUUGGGUUGUGGGCUAUUAGCAGCUACAAUGACUAUGCCAAUUGCAGCUGAAGCAGAGGAAGAGAAAAAGGAGGAGGAAUCUUGUGAGCUCACAUUUGCACCCUCUGGGCUUGGAUACUGUGACAUGGUCGUUGGCACAGGGAUCGAACCUCCUCAAGGCGAACUCAUUUUGAUUCACUACACUGGAAGAUUUUUGGAUGGUACAGUUUUUGACAGUAGCUACAAGAGAAACAAAGCGCUCAUCUUACGAAUAGGUGUAGGGAAGGUGAUCCCUGGAUGGGACCAAGGCAUCUUAGGUGGCGAUGGAGUUCCACCAAUGCUAGCUGGAGGAAAAAGAAAACUUAGAAUUCCUCCCGAGCUUGCUUAUGGUCAAUAUUCAGUUGGAUGCUACGCAGGAAAAUGUAAUAUACCUGGCAAUUCUACGUUGCUGUAUGACAUGGUGUAUCUUGGGCCUUUUAAAUAAAAUUAGAAGCUAUGGAACCUAAAUUUCUAAGCUAUCUAGAUUUAAAUUUUUUUGAGGUAAAGAAAAAUAAGCAUGUAAUUAGAGGAAUAAUUUUGUGGUAGGUUGCCUUGGUAUGUCUGCUUAUAUCUGUAUUCUGGAAGUCAUUUGUGCUCCCACAUGAGAGCAAGAAAAUUCAAAUAUGAGAGCUUCACAGUGAUGGGUACUGUCAUAGUUUCACUACUGUGAGAGCUUUCUUUUGAUUCAUAAUUGAUUUGGAUAUUCUGGUAAAAACAGGUAUUUUAGUUUACCGUUGUUUAAUCCAACACAAUUUGCUAUUGGGACUAAGUUGCAUAAUGCAAAAAAAUGAUGUUUGUGACAGUUAUGACUGCCAUUUACAACUUCCGUCAAAAUUAUGAUAUGUGCAAUAUCCAAAUUCUUGCUCA